AUGUCUUCACGCAUUAAUCAUGGCGGAUGCGUUCCACUUACCAGCGAACCCGAGUCGCCUUCUUCAGAUCAUCAAAUCGGGGCGCUUGGCAGUAACAAAUCAGAGAACAUUAUCUCAUUACCAAGCGAGGAUACGAUCCAAGGUCCUGAAAGUGACUGCGAAGUGACGAGCAGCUUCAGCUUUGAUGAUGCCGAUCCGCCCCAACCAGAAACCUUCUCACGCGUGCAAAAUCACGAUCCAUUCGGGCGUAAGUCGUCAUUCUCGCCGCGGUGCGCCGAUGAUGGGCUAUGUCAUGCCGACGCCAACCUAGUGUCAGAAGUACCUGAGACGCCCCCGUCCACCAUCAAAAGCUCUGGCGGUGCUAGUGUAAGCGACAAAGAUGAUGACGGUCUCUUGAGUCGUUGUAUGCUGUAUGAAGGCGAGGAAGGCUUGCUGGAUGUACCGCGAUCGGAGGUCCAGCUCUCAUUUGAACACGUGGCCGAAACAUCCCCUCCACAGCUCGAUCAUCAAGUGGCUCAAGGUAUUACUUCGAGCAGCUUGUACAGCAAGGUCGACAGUACCCGAUCAAACCCUACCAGCCAAAAGAGACCAGCGAGUGCUACUUUGGAGACGGAUGGAGAAGCAAGUGGUCCUCGAACAAGGGCAAGGGCAAGGGCUAGGGCUGAAGCAUCUGAAGCAUCCAGUUCAUUGCCCACUCCCCGCAGUGCUCGACCUUAUUCAGCGGCCGAAGACGAGGUCCUACAGAAAUUGGUGGCUAGAGGGCUCGCGUGGGAAGAAAUUGAGAAGGAGUUCGGUCUGCGCUUCGCUAAGAGGACUUCGAGAUCACUGCAGAUGCGUUGGUCAAGAAACCUGAAGCUUACAGCUCCGUCGACCAGAUGCUCGAAACGCAAGAGGUCUUCCCCGUGGUAA
This is a messenger RNA of Aspergillus thermomutatus, 909 nucleotides long. RefSeq names its product SANT/Myb-like DNA-binding domain-containing protein. The record is from RefSeq and is a predicted model, not a curated record. Lineage: Eukaryota; Fungi; Ascomycota; Eurotiomycetes; Eurotiales; Aspergillaceae. Bases 1 to 909 code for a protein of 302 amino acids. The transcript is spliced from 2 exons.